This is a messenger RNA of Racocetra persica, 342 nucleotides long. Lineage: Eukaryota; Fungi; Glomeromycota; Glomeromycetes; Diversisporales; Gigasporaceae. The record is from the annotation of a GenBank genome assembly.
AUGACUGUUAGUAAAACUUAUAUAGUCGAUCUAUCUAUUGGAACAUACACAUACGUCGCUGUACUUGGAGGAUCACCUUGUAAGCACCAAGCUGCGGUUGUGAUUAAGUAUCAUGAAGGAUCAUUUAAUUAUUUUUCUGCUCUUUCCAUCGAUGAUUGUAUGACUUACUAUUAUAUUGCUUGUAAGACUGUCGCAAAAGAUUCUACAUUUUAUGCAGCUUUACGUGCUCCUAUUGUGUUGGAAAAUAGUCAAAUUACUAAAAAAAAUAUCAAUCUUGCUUCUGAAGAUAUUCAUGAAGAUACACUUACUGUCGAUGGUGAUAAUUGUGCUACCAUUCAGUAA